GAGGGGUCGCCCGCCUGCUUAGCAGCUCGUGCGGCUGGUCGUUGCGGGCCGGUGACAUGCCUGUGAGCUGCGGAGGCUGCGGCCCCCAGGUCUUUUGUGGACUAACUCUUCACUGAUUACCUACAACAGCAAUAUAGUUAUGGCGACCUUCCAGACUUUCAGAAACACUCACAUGAAAACUAGAGCAUCUGUCAGAAAAAGCUUCAGUGAAGAUGUGUUCCAGUCCGUAAAGUCUUUAUUGCAGAGUGAGAAGGAACUAUGCAGUGUAUCAGCAGAGGACUGUUUAAAGCAGGAUGAACAUGCCAGUUUGACUGAGGUCACAUUUCUAGGUUUUAAUGAAGAAACAGAUGCUGCUCAUAUACAGGAUUUGGCUGCAGUUUCUUUGGAACUCCCAGAUCUUCUGAAUUCACUGCACUUCUGCAGUCUAAAUGAAAAUGAAAUUAUUUGUAUGAAGGAUAUAAAUAAAUCAUCAGAUAUAAACAAUGGUCCUCUAAACCAGAGUCAUCGUCCUGGAAUGCUUUGUGUCAUGAGAGUGUCAUCUACAUUACCAAGACUCAGAAUUGAUUUUAUCUUUAGUCUCCUAAGUAAAUAUGCUAUGGGUAUAAGGUACACCCUGGACACAUGUUUGCAUCAGAAGUGCCAACUUGAGGCCACUAAUGAAGAUGAUGACGAUACUAACCAGUCAGUAUCUUCCAUCGAAGAUGACUUUGUCACUGCCUUUGAGCACUUAGAGGAGGAAGAGACUUCAAAGCCAUAUAAUGAUGGAAUAAACAUUACUGCACUAAGGAGCCAGUGUGAUGCUGCUUCACAGACUAUUUCUGGUCACCGUUUAGAAACCAGGGUUCUGGUUGGCUCUGGGUGGCAGAAGUCAUUGGCUAAACCUUCUGCUUCUUUAAUAAGUAUUCUGGGACAUAAAGAACUGCCUUCUGUGAAACCUUCAGUCACGACAUCAGUUUCUGAGCCUUGGGUCCAAAGGAGUUUCUAUAGGUCAUCCACUGCUUCAGAUAAAGAUAGUGAUGCUGAUGUGCAGAAACAGUUGUUCUCUUCUUCUCCUGCCUACUCGUCUGAAUCAGAAUGCUCAAGUCCAAGUCCUGUUAUUUUCUUGGAUGAAGAAGGAUAUCAAAAAAGUUUAAAAGCAAAACUUGAGUUACCUAAAAUUCCUGUGAUGAAAGAUGAUAUUGAGGAUUCAGACUCAGAAGUAAGUGAGUUUUUCGAUAGUUUUGAUCAGUUUGAUGAACUAGAACAGACUUUGGAGUCUGCUUGUCCAUUUCUAAAAGAUCCUGCCAUAGGGAAGCUGUCACAAAAAAAAGGGCACAAACAUGAAAAAUUGUGUUCUGUAACCACUACAAUGAAUCCUCAAAAAUUCAAGUUUGAUCGUCCAGCUCUCCCAGCUAAUGUUAGGAAGCCAACUCCUCGUAAACCAGAAUCCCCUUACAGUAACCUGUGUGAUGCUCCAGAUUCUCCCCGCCCAGUGAAGGCAUCAGGGGAAGACAGUGGUUUGUUUAGCCCUAUUCGAUCCUCUGCUUUUAGUCCUCUUGGAGGCUGUACUUCUGCUGAAUGUUUUUGCCAAACAGAUAUUGGUGAAGAUAGGAUUCAUGAAAAUCAUGAUUCUGUGUAUUAUACCUAUGAAGAUUACGCAGAUAGCCUUUCAUGUGAAGUACUGGGCUCGGUUCUUUAUACCCAACAUACAAAUGCAACAUCCAACAUUAAUGGUAUUAAAAAGGGAGAAAAUAAAACGGUAGCUCUUAAGUGUGGAAGCCUUGAUCAAAAAAGUAAAUCUAAAAAUAAAUCCUCAAUGAUUAAAGAUAGCAUUCAGAAGUUUGCAGCAGAUCUUGUGGAGAAAAGUUUUGGCAGUGCAUUUAAAGACUUACAGAAAGGAGUCUUUUCAUGUACCAAUGCUUUGUGCCAAUUAGCCGUCAAAUUGACAUCAUCCGUUUUUCAGAUGGCAUUUAAUGAACUGAGAAGGCAGCGUGCGUUUUCGUUGAAAGAACGUGCCAUUAGUAGUCUGGCUAAUUUUUUGGUGAGUGAAGCUUUCACAAAUGCUCUAAAAGAUUUACAGUAUGUAAAGAAGCAGAUCUUUACAAACACUGUUGCUAGGUUUGCUGCAGAUCUUGCUGAAGAACUUGUUUUUGAAGGCAUCAUGGAAGUGUGUCAGUUUUCGUAUCCUCCAACACCUGCAUCUCCACAGCGUCGGUCAUUUGACUAUGAAGACAAAGUAGUGAAGUCCUAUGCAAAAGAUUUAUCUGAAUCUGUAAUACAGGAAGCGUUCAUUGAGCUGUCUCAAGUUGACGUGACCUUCACAACAAAGGCAGCAGUUAGUGUUUCCACAGAUAACAUUAAGUAUGUGAGUGCAGAAAAUGUAGUGCCAUCGACACAGACGUCUACAUUUUCCCCUACUUUUAAUGGUCAAACAAUUAUGGUGACAAAACCAAUGCAGGAAUAUAAAAAGGAAUACACAGUACAACAGGCCUUGUUUUGUACUUCUGGAGUUGUUACUUCUAUACCAGUGCCCUUGGCAGGAAGUGCUCUUCUCCCAUAUCAUAUUUCAUCUAAUAUGUAUCAGGCAAAGUCUCAUCCAUCAUCUGAUGAUAGUAAUUUGAAUGGUGGUUCUACCCAAGCAGGGGUUGCCACAAAAAACAAAGAAGAGGAGGUAGCUUGUCUCAGGAAUAUUUGUUUACCUUCAGAACACCAUCCGGGUAACCAGAAUGAUGUUAAACCAACUAAUGAUGAUAUUGAAAUGGAGAGCUCUUCAAAAGUAACGAGUGAUCCUGUGAUUAUUAACAAUUUUUCUGUGGCAGUGGUGCAUACAAUAGUAAAUGAAACUUUAGAUUCAGUGACGUCAUUCAAAGUUACAAAAACAAUGGAUAAACACAAAGAUUGUUUAAAUAAAACAGUAAAGGGAAAAAACCCUCCUUUUCACUGUGAUCAAGCAACAAUGCAACAGAGUGAGGCUAGCAAGAAGGACAUGUUUGCUGAUCGAUUAUCUAAAUCUAUUGUUAAACAUUCCAUAGACAAAAGCAAAUCAGUGAUCCCAAAUGUAGAUAAAAAUGCACUCCACAAGGAAGACUUGCCUAUUCCUGGAGAUGAGUCACGGUUGACCUCGGAAAAGUUCCCCAAGUUUCUUGAAGCUCAAGAUCAUUUAACUCACUGUUCACUUUCAGAAAGAAAGGAUUGUGUUCUGGAAUGUAAAGGUUAUAUGGCUCAUGGAUUUUCUUUAGAGACGCUACCACCUUGUCCAACUGCAGCAGGUCAGAAACCCGAUUUGAAGGAAAUUGCUAAGGACAAAUCUGUGAAAAAGCAUAGUUUGAAUGAUACAGCACUUGAGCCCUGGCGUUUUGGGCAGGAGAACCCUUUUGCCCAUUCACAUAGUUUCUCAUCCCCAGUGCUCACAUGUGCAGAUGGUUUGCACGUGGAAGAUAAACAGAAAAUCAGAGAUGGGAAUGUGAUACCUGAUACUCCUCCAUCAACUCCUCUAGUCCCAUCCCAGGCUGCUUCUGAAUGGGACAUCAAGAAGUUAACCAAAAAGCUCAAGGGGGAGUUAGCAAAAGAAUUUGCACCUGCCACGCCACCUUCUACACCUCACAACUCGUCUGUCGGCAGUUUGUCUGAAAAUGAACAAAAUACUAUAGAAAAAGAAGAGUUCAUGUUGAAACUCAUGCGAUCUCUCUCAGAAGAAGUUGAAAGUAGUGAAGAUGAAGAGCAGCCAGAAGUGGACGUGAAGCCAGAGCCCUCAGGGAAGAAAGUUCAGUUUGCAGAUGCGUUAGCAGUACACAUCAUUUCUCUUGCAACCGAAAUGGCAGCUUCCCAUUUGGAUAAUAAAAUAAUUCAAGAACCCAAGGUUAGAAGCCCUUGCUUAAAUGUGCAAAGUCAAAGAAGCAUAUCACCUACUUUUUUAAAUUGCUUAGAUGAAAACUUACAAACAUUAUGCAAUUUUGCAGGUGAUAUGGCAGCGGAGGUCAUUACAGAAGCUGAAAAAAUAGCAAAAGUUAGAAGUUGUAUGCUUUUCAGGCAGAAGAGGAACAGUUAUGUUGAUAGUGACCAAGAUUAUAGAUCAGAAGAGAAGAUGGAUGUAGAGGCUGUAGCACACCCAGGAGUAGUAGAUUCAUUUCUUCUUUCAUUACCACCAAGUUCUUGUCUGUCAGGUCUGACAUACAAGUAUCCCAGCUGCGAAAGUGUGACAGAUGAGUACGCAGGCCACAUUAUCCAAAUACUAAAACAGGAAGGUGGUGAUAGUGAGUUAAUAAUGGACCAGUAUGCCAAUAGACUUGCUUAUCGGUCUGUUAAGUCAGGAUUACAAGAAGCAUCUAAGACAGCCAAAAUGAAGCGCAACUCAAAAAUGUUCCCUGUGCAAAGCUCACAGGUGAAAACCAAUGGUGAACUGUUACUAUUCUUAAGUGAAGAACACCAGCAAGGAGUGGAUAAAAAAAGACAAAGUAAAAUAAGUGGAGGUUACCUUCAUAAAAACCCGACUUGUGAAUGGACACAGGAUACAUGCAGAAAUGAGUGCUUGGAACUGUAUAGUUUUUCAGCCUCUCUCGCUCACAACAUUACAAAAGAUGUUAAAAAAGAGCUGACGACAUCUACAGUUGGCUUGCCAAAAUCCUUAACAGAUUCUUGCCUUUAUGAAAAAAAUGGAUGCGACGAAGAUGCCGAGUCUCUCUUCGAGCCAGAAUUUCCCGCGUCUCUUCAGCCUUCCUCCCAAAAUCACAGGUUUUCCCACAGUAUGGGCAGCUUGAGUGGGUGUGGUUAUGGAGAGACUGUUGUUCAGGCUAUCGAACAGUACGCUAACAAAGUAGUGGAUGAUGCUUUAGAGCUGAGUUCAGGAUCUGUAGUCUUCCACAUGUCUGAGACCACAAAAGCGGCCGAUAGGGUCACUUAUGCAGAAAAGUUGUCACCUCUGGUAAGUCAGGCUUGCAGGUAUUGUGACCGGAAAGAGCUCCAUGACUGCACUGGAAAUUCAUGUCCACGCUUUCCCAGACCAGAUUCCCUUGCUAGUAGUAAGCCAGUUUCUAAUUCAAAAUUUAGCAACAUCUACCAGAAAUCUAGAAUUUUUCAUCUCGAUGUCCCUCAAAUUCAUAUUGAUCUUGAUAAGAAGACAGUGCUUGCUGAGAAGAUAGUUGCGGAAGCGAUUGAAAAGGCAGAGAGAGAGCUGAGCAGUACCAGUUUGGCAGCUGAUAGUGGGAUUGGACAGGACGGUGUCAUCUUUGCUGAAAGCCUCACUACUGAGAUAAUGACAUCGGCGAUGAGGAAUGUUGGACAGGCUGUUAGCAGUCCAAAAGAAAUAGAAGACUUUCAGUCAACUGAGUCUUUUGGUAGCCAGCAGAUGAAUCUCAGUAUUGGUGAUGACAGCACUGGUAGCUGGUCCAAUUUAAGUUUUGAAGAUGAACACCAGGAUGAAAGCAGUAGUUUUCAUCAUCUAAGUGAAAGUAAUGGUAACAGCAGUAGCUGGAGCAGUCUUGGUUUAGAAGGAGAUUUGUAUGAGGACAAUUUAUCCUUUCCAACAUCAGACAGUGAUGGGCCGGAUGAUAAAGAUGAAGAGCAUGAGGAUGAUGUAGAAGGUUCAGAGCAAGAUGGAAAUACUCUGCUAAUUGCGAAUGUUGACAUGGAGCCAUGCACAGUAGACCCCCAGCUAAGGAUUAUUCUUCAGUGGCUCGUUGCCUCUGAGGCCGAAGUUGCAGAACUUUAUUUUCAUGACUCUGCAAAGAAGGAGUUUAUACAACUUUCAAAACGAUUACAAGAAAAAGGUUGGAAAGUGGGAGACCUCCUGCAGGCUGUGCUUAAAUACUGUGAGGCGAUGGAGAAGACGUCCAGCGAGGAGAGAUCCGAGUCCCUGUUUGAUUGGCUCUUGGAAAAUGCAUAGAACAAACUCCAAACCAGUAUAUUUUAUUAUUUGUUUUGAGAGAGGAAGGAACAGAUUAAGAUGCAUAGGGUAAAAUUUGAAUAGUGAAUAUUAACAUUUAAAGUGAAUUGGGAGGAAGGUAAAUAUAGCUUUUAAAGUGUGUUGUGUCAUCACAUGGUAUAUAUAGUUCAAACUUUUGUAAUCUCUCAAAUAUUAUCUUUGUUUAUUCUUCUAUACACAUGUGUAGUGUGUUAAGACCCUAAGAACAUGUAUUUGAAGGCUUUCAGGGACAUUGACUAACAGCAUUCUUUUUGCGUCCAAAUAGUGCUGCUAGAAAUUGCACUGAGGUGGCUGAGGGUGGGCGACAGGGAUAGGGAGUUAUAUUUUGCUCCUUUGCAAGCAAAUGGUAUCCUAUUAAUAACAAAUCUCACAUCAAAAAAUAGCAUCGAGGCUAAUUUUUUUUCUGACAUCUUUUGUCCUAUUUUUAAGGGUCAAUUUUAUUUUCAUAGUUCAGCUAUUGGUAGCUUUUUGAAUCCCCCAAGUUAUUUAAUUUCUUAGAAACAUGAGUAGUUUAGGUUUCUAUAAAUAUCGUAAGUGGUAGUUUCCCUAGCCUUUCAUCAAAUGACAUUAUUUGCUAAUGUUACCAAUUGUUCUGGCAUGAAAGCAAGUGUGUGUGUGUGUGUGUGUGUGUGUGUGUGUGUGUGUGAGUGUGUGUGUGUGUGUGUGUAUGGAAAGGAGAACUUUACCUUGCUAGUGGUUGGUGCCCUCUUUUAUUUUACUCUUUUCUUGUUAGAAACCCACUGUUAACAUUAAAAAGGUGCUUUAAAAUAAAAUGUCUAUAAAGA
Messenger RNA from Balaenoptera ricei (Rice's whale), 6684 nucleotides. RefSeq names its product A-kinase anchoring protein 11 (gene AKAP11). Lineage: Eukaryota; Metazoa; Chordata; Mammalia; Artiodactyla; Balaenopteridae. The coding region runs from base 140 to 5860 and encodes 1906 amino acids. Gene Ontology annotation, biological process: intracellular protein localization. The record is from RefSeq and is a predicted model, not a curated record. Gene Ontology annotation, cellular component: cytoplasm. The transcript has 12 exons. Gene Ontology annotation, molecular function: protein kinase A binding.